AUGACGACAGCGCGCGCAAUAUACUUAGCGGAUGACCAGGCUUAUAUAUCGGAUGUCAAAUUCUCAGCACGUCGGUGUAAUUACUCAUACGAUAGAUGGCUUGACUACCCAGAUUCACAAGUUGCCAAUUUGGUUCACAACUGUUGUUGGGAAAUCUUCACACGCCACUUCAAAGAUGACCGCCUUGACCUAAAAAGGCUUUUUCAUGUCAUGAGUAGACUGCCAGAAGACUACUAUGGGUACCGUCGCUUCCAAGCAAUUGAAUGGCUACCGGUCUCUAAAAUGUGGCAUCCUUUCACCACAGGUUUCACCUACCUGGAAGAGGAUAAAGAGGAUAAGAAUAGCGGCCGCGCGAACAAGAGAGAUUGGCACCAAAUAUACUACAAAACCCAACCUGCGAGAAUGUUGAGGAUAGACAUUUGCGUGAGGACGAAAAUACCAGUUUCUGAGGAAGAACAGAGACUUGUUGCUGAUGCUUGCUGGCAUACAAUGAAUCGUCAGAUUUUGACAGGCUUUUGGAAGUGGAAACCGGAGAUACCUCAAGAAUGCGAGGUAACCGAGAAUAUCAUUCUCCCUGAGGCCUUGGUCAAGAUUGGGAUUUGGGUUUUUCGAACUCCACUUGGUUCUUUCAUUGCCGGCAUGGAAUUCAUUACCGACAGUAUGGUUACUGACAAAGCAUUCGGGUAUCGAAUUCCGGGAGAGCGACACGUAAUUGACAUCGGAGCACGGGAACAUUUUCGGGGAUUCGAGGUUUGUAGUGACGAUGAUAGGAUUUGUGCCAUUCGAGUCUACACUACCAGAGCUACAUCUGCGUCAGAUCAGCCCUUGGAACUCCAUUCAUCGAUAUGGGUUGGUUCGCCAACAGAAAUCAAAUAUGAUAAACCAGAUACGGAUAUUCAAAGUCUGAUUUCAAACAAGGAGGUUCUUGCUGUCCAAGCGGGAUUUGAGGACUACAAGCUGACUGCUCUGGCAAUCGGAACAUGCAUUAAAGCUCCAACGGAGACAAUGAAGUGA
Messenger RNA from Penicillium longicatenatum, 1014 nucleotides. RefSeq lists its product as uncharacterized. The transcript is spliced from 6 exons. Lineage: Eukaryota; Fungi; Ascomycota; Eurotiomycetes; Eurotiales; Aspergillaceae. The coding region runs from base 1 to 1014 and encodes 337 amino acids. The record is from RefSeq and is a predicted model, not a curated record.